Messenger RNA from Penicillium soppii, 639 nucleotides. RefSeq names its product sulfotransferase family protein. The transcript is spliced from 2 exons. Bases 1 to 639 code for a protein of 212 amino acids. NCBI's taxonomy places the organism in Eukaryota, Fungi, Ascomycota, Eurotiomycetes, Eurotiales, Aspergillaceae. The record is from RefSeq and is a predicted model, not a curated record.
AUGGGAUCGCAGCUCAGUUGCGUUAUCGCAAUCACGCAGUGUCUCGUCGAAGUCCCAGGCCUAAUGAAGGCGGGCCUGCUUGAAUCCUAUGUGGGCGAUCCUGAUGUCAAAUUCAUCCUCACCGAGCGAGACCCAGACAAAUGGGUCACUUCAGUCAAUAAAACGGCAGGAGCUAUGGUAGAUAUGCCGUAUAAAUUCCCUCUUUCUGUCUUGAAGUACUUCGAUGCCACAUUGUACCGAUUUCUGACCUUGAACACCCUUGUUUACGGUGCUGUCUCUGGAUUUACUAAACCCGGGGACCCGGACAAUGCGGAAAUUGUUCGCAAAUAUUACACCGACUACAUCAGAACGGCGAAACAAAUUAUCCCGGCUGAUCGGCUAUGCCUUAUUCAACUUGAAGAUGGGCUCGGCUGGGAGGAAAUUUGCCCAUUCCUAAAUCUUCCAGUUCCAGAAGAAGCUUAUCCCGGUCGCAACGAGCCUGAAAAGUUCCAGAAGAUCGUCGAAGAAUUCCUCGAGCCAAGGAUAAAGGCGGCUGCGUUGAGACUAAGCGCUGUCGCUGUCCCAACAGUCGGCGUUCUUGCAUGGGUUGCCGUCAAAUAUGGGCCCUCAGCUCUGGGAGUGUUGAGAAGGUUUUGGUGA